CCACUGAGGAACCUGGUUGACAUUUGUCAAAAAAAUUAACAUUUGUUAGGGUUUCCAAUUUCGCUUAGACAAUAUUCAUGGAAGCUUCUGCCUCUGUUUCUGUUUCUGUUUCUUCAUCAACAUCUCAUCAACGACCAUUAACUCGUUACUUUCGCUGUAAACUUAGUCGCUGUUGUCGCUGUUUCUGUUGCUUCUACACUUAUCCGUGAAUUUUCCGUAUUUUGUUUCAAAUUCGUCGAGUGGUUUAUUAUGGAUUUAUCAUCGCACACAAAUUCGAGUCUCUCUUUAAGCUUCCAUUCGCACGCAUCCUCUCCACCAUCACCGUCUUCGUCUAUCAUCGACGACUCAAUUUCUGUGCAACUUGAUUCAAGUUACCGGAGUUCGUCGAAUCCGAUUCCGUCAAAACCGCUGCAACUACUCGAGGAUAAAACGGACAAAUUAAAAUCCGAAAAUAACGAAGAGGACUACGACAAAGAAGAUGAGCAAGAAGAAGAGUUCAGCAUCUUAGGCCACCCGAUGUGCCUAAAGCGACAAAGAGAUGGAAACUGUUUGCCCUUCACGAAGCGCCUCGCAGUCGAGCCAGGGCUGGAAGCGCGUCGAGCCUCUGUUCGAGCCUGGGGAAAUCAGCCACUGGCCAUGGCGGACCCUGAGAUUCGCGAAAUCAUGGAAAAGGAGAAAAAGCGUCAAUUUAACGGAAUUGAGUUAAUAGCUUCGGAGAAUUUUGUGUGCCGUGCUGUGAUGGAAGCGCUUGGAAGCCAUUUAACAAAUAAGUACUCGGAAGGAUUGCCUGGAGCUAGGUACUACACAGGUAAUCAAUACAUUGAUCAAAUAGAAAGUCUUUGUUUUGAACGCGCAUUAAAAGCGUUUAAUCUUGAUAGUGAUAAAUGGGGGGUCAAUGUUCAACCGUAUUCAUGUACCUCUGCUAAUUUCGCCGUUUAUGCCGGUCUCCUGUUACCCGGAGAAAGAAUUAUGGGUCUAGAUUCGCCGUCUGGAGGGCAUAUGAGUCACGGUUAUUAUACUCCGGGAGGGAAAAAAGUAUCGGCUGCUUCUAUAUUUUUUGAGAGUUUUCCAUAUAAAGUGAAUCCACAAACUGGUUUGAUAGAUUAUGAAAAGUUGGAGGAGAAGGCCAUGGAUUAUAGACCUAAGAUUUUGAUUUGUGGUGGGAGUUCAUAUCCAAGAGAGUGGGACUAUGGGAGGUUUAGGCAAGUUGCGGAUAAGUGUGGCGCUGUUUUGAUGUGUGAUAUGGCUCAUAUAAGUGGGCUCGUGGCAGCUAAGGAAUUGGCUAGCCCAUUUGACUGUUGUGAUAUAGUUACAUCAACAACUCACAAAAGUCUACGGGGUCCUAGGGGAGGCAUCAUUUUCUAUAGGAGAGGCAAAAAAUCCAGGAAGCAAGGAAUGCCUCUUGGUCAUGGUGAUAAUAGUAACCAUUAUGAUUUUGAGAGGAUAAACUUUGCUGUCCAUCCCUCAUUACAAGGGGGUCCUCACAAUAAUCACAUUGCUGCUCUUGCCAUAGCCUUGAAACAAGUGGCAACGCCAGAGUACAAAGCAUAUAUGCAGCAGGUGAAGAGAAAUGCCCAGGCCCUAGCAUCUGCUUUAUUAAGAAGAAAAUGCAAAUUGGUGACUGGGGGCACUGACAACCAUUUGUUGCUAUGGGAUCUGACCAGUCGGGGCUUAACAGGCAAGAACUAUGAGAAAGUCUGUGAGAUGUGCCACAUUACACUUAACAAAAGUGCUAUAUUUGGUGAAAAUGGUGCUAUUUGUGCUGGAGGAGUUAGAAUUGGAACACCUGCCAUGACAUCAAGGGGUUGUGUAGAGGCUGAUUUUGAGACAAUUGCUGACUUCCUUCUCAGGGCAGUUGAAAUAACAUGUACUGUGCAGAGGGAACAUGGAAAACUGCAGAAAGGAUUCAUCGAGGUUCUUCAGAAUAAUAAAGAUGUCAUUGAACUCCGAAAUCAGGUUGAGGCAUUUGCUUCCCAGUUUGCAAUGCCAGGAUUCGACAUCGUUUGAAUCUGUAAAUUAGACAACCAGCAUGCAUUUAAAGCACCUUUUCUGUUGCUAGUAUGACUUACCACUGCAUCUGCAUGUUAACUUUCCCAUGGAUCACCUUUAAAUUAUACAAAGAGGUCACAUGAAUUUCUUUUGCUGCCACUUCUUGGAGCCAUUUUAUUAAUGACCAUGAAAGGGGAAAAUGAAAAUUUUAUUA
Mangifera indica (mango) is the source of this 2203-nucleotide messenger RNA. Its product is annotated as serine hydroxymethyltransferase 7-like. The coding region runs from base 250 to 2007 and encodes 585 amino acids. The record is from RefSeq and is a predicted model, not a curated record. Gene Ontology annotation, biological process: L-serine catabolic process; folic acid metabolic process; tetrahydrofolate interconversion. Gene Ontology annotation, molecular function: serine binding; pyridoxal phosphate binding; zinc ion binding. The transcript is spliced from 4 exons. NCBI's taxonomy places the organism in Eukaryota, Viridiplantae, Streptophyta, Magnoliopsida, Sapindales, Anacardiaceae. Gene Ontology annotation, cellular component: cytoplasm.